CAAUCUGCUCUACAACUUCGUUGGCUUCUCCCUCUUGUCCGUUCCCCGUUUGGUCGAUCCGGUCUGGUCCUUCCUUGGUUGUCCUUCCUUCUUCGGUCCUUUUCUGGGAUCCCGGAUCCUCGUCUACCUUUACUUUUCCCUGAUCUUCGUCCUCUACCUUUCCGCCAUAUUGACAGUGUUUUCAGAAACAUAUUUGCUGCCAUUGAUCUCCUGCCACACUCCUUUGACUCCGUUUCUAUUAACCACCCCACAUGCCUCUCCUUGCCUCUCCCCUCUAUCUGCCUACCCUCCUCUCUCAUACCACGGACUUGGCGGCAUCUUCUCGUCACUGACGCUUUUGUCGUAGAUGAUUCAUUGCAAGUACUUCGUCGUCGAACAAGACCCGAGCGUCCCCAAUCCCCUCGCAUCAUCACCAAGUUCUUCCGUCAAGUCGACAACCAUUCCGUUCUUUUACAACCUUUCUUCUUCCGCUCUCUUCUCCCACAUUCCUUGCUUGAUGGUCUCCUUCCUCCACCUUCCUCUCCCAUUGUGUCGCAUGUGGACCCCAGCCCCUUCCUCACCAGUAUGUUUCCCAUAAUACCUCGCAAACCAUUCUCACCCAAAACGUUCCGCACCCUUUGCACCCCGUCCCCAGACAACCCUGUCCCUCCUCUCCACACCCACCAAUGGCGCACUUUCUGGUCCGCUCCCAUCCACCAUUCUGUCCGUUCUUUAUGGUUCCGCGCUCUUCACAACAAGCUGUCGUGUCGCUCCGUUCUACACCAAACUGUCCCUACCAUCUUUCCUGACGGGUCCUGCCCCAUAUGCGGUGACAUCAAGGAAUCUACAUCUCACUUUCUGUUCACUUGUCCCCCAAAGUUCUCCGCCUGGACUAUUUUUUGGUCAACCCAUUUUGGCAACGUGCCCUCCACGCAAGACAUUCAUUCUGCUCUUUUUUCCUUCCGUCUCCCGCCAUCCCUCACUCCAGACAUUCCCGCCGUUUCUCUUGUCAGCUGUAUCCUCCUCGCAAUCUGGCGCCAUCACUGGUCCUUUGUGUUUGACGAUGCUCCUUUCCUGAGUACAUCAGUCCUUGUCACUGCUGCUUCUCUUGUCACCCGUUUUCAUGCGGAACUAUCCCUGCCUCUUUCAGACUAGCUACUCACUCAUUUUACAUAUAAUUUAAAAACCCAAAAACACAUAGAAAAUAUAAAACCCAAAAACAGGAUUGUGACUUCCUCUUCCUCUUAGAAUUGUUAAGCUCAAUAAAAUUUCUGAGGCCUAGCCUCCUUAC
Messenger RNA from Phycomyces blakesleeanus NRRL 1555(-), 1270 nucleotides. RefSeq lists its product as hypothetical. The transcript has a single exon. NCBI's taxonomy places the organism in Eukaryota, Fungi, Mucoromycota, Mucoromycetes, Mucorales, Phycomycetaceae. The record is from RefSeq and is a predicted model, not a curated record. Bases 565 to 1134 code for a protein of 189 amino acids.